Pongo pygmaeus (Bornean orangutan) is the source of this 2073-nucleotide messenger RNA. It is a transcript of the gene LINGO3, whose product is annotated as leucine rich repeat and Ig domain containing 3. Gene Ontology annotation, cellular component: plasma membrane. The transcript is spliced from 2 exons. The record is from RefSeq and is a predicted model, not a curated record. Lineage: Eukaryota; Metazoa; Chordata; Mammalia; Primates; Hominidae. Bases 78 to 1856 code for a protein of 592 amino acids. Gene Ontology annotation, molecular function: protein binding.
CCCGCGCCGUGUCCGCGGCGGAGCCGCCCAGGUGCGCAGGAGGAUGGUGGCGCGGCCCUAGGCCCACGCUCCGCACCAUGACCUGCUGGCUGUGCGUCCUGAGCCUGCCCCUGCUCCUGCUGCCCGCGGCGCCGCCCGCGGCUGGAGGCUGCCCGGCCCGCUGCGAGUGCACCGCGCAGAACCGCGCCGUGGCCUGCACGCGCCGCCGCCUGACCGCCGUGCCCGACGGCAUCCCGGCCGAGACUCGCCUGCUGGAGCUCAGCCGCAACCGCAUCCGCUGCCUGAACCCGGGCGACCUGGCCGCGCUGCCCGAGCUGGAGGAGCUGGACCUGAGCGAGAACGCCAUCGCGCACGUGGAGCCCGGCGCCUUCGCCAACCUGCCGCGCCUGCGCGUCCUGCGUCUCCGUGGCAACCAGCUGAAGCUCAUCCCGCCCGGGGUCUUCACGCGCCUGGACAACCUCACGCUGCUGGACCUGAGCGAGAACAAGCUGGUAAUCCUGCUGGACUACACUUUCCAGGACCUGCACAGCCUUCGCCGGCUGGAGGUGGGCGACAACGACCUGGUGUUCAUCUCGCGCCGCGCCUUCGCGGGGCUGCUGGCCCUGGAGGAGCUGACCCUGGAGCGCUGCAACCUCACGGCUCUGUCCGGGGAGUCGCUGGGCCAUCUGCGCGGCCUGGGCGCCCUGCGGCUGCGCCACCUGGCCAUCGCCGCCCUGGAGGACCAGAACUUCCGCAGGCUGCCCGGGCUGCUGCACCUGGAGAUUGACAACUGGCCGCUGCUGGAGGAGGUGGCGGCUGGCAGCCUGCGGGGCCUGAACCUGACCUCGCUGUCGGUCACCCACACCAACAUCACCGCCGUGCCGGCCGCCGCGCUGCGGCACCAGGCGCACCUCACCUGCCUCAAUCUGUCGCACAACCCCAUCAGCACGGUGCCACGGGGGUCGUUCCGGGACCUGGUCCGUCUGCGCGAGCUGCACCUGGCCGGGGCCCUGCUGGCUGUGGUGGAGCCGCAGGCCUUCUUGGGCCUGCGCCAGAUCCGCCUGCUCAACCUCUCCAACAACCUGCUCUCCACGUUGGAGGAGAGCACCUUCCACUCGGUGAACACGCUAGAGACGCUGCGCGUGGACGGGAACCCGCUGGCCUGCGACUGUCGCCUGCUGUGGAUCGUGCAGCGUCGCAAGACCCUCAACUUCGACGGGCGGCUGCCGGCCUGCGCCACCCCGGCCGAGGUGCGCGGCGACGCGCUGCGAAACCUGCCGGACUCCGUGCUGUUCGAGUACUUUGUGUGCCGCAAACCCAAGAUCCGGGAGCGGCGGCUGCAGCGCGUCACGGCCACCGCGGGCGAAGACGUCCGCUUCCUCUGCCGCGCCGAGGGCGAACCGGCGCCCACCGUGGCCUGGGUGACCCCCCAGCACCGGCCGGUGACGGCCACCAGCGCGGGCCGGGCGCGCGUGCUCCCCGGGGGGACGCUGGAGAUCCAGGACGCGCGGCCGCAGGACAGCGGCACCUACACGUGCGUGGCCAGCAACGCGGGCGGCAACGACACCUACUUCGCCACGCUGACCGUGCGCUCCGAGCCGGCCGCCAACCGGACCCCGGGCGAGGCCCACAACGAGACGCUGGCGGCCCUGCGCGCGCCGCUGGACCUCACCACCAUCCUGGUGUCCACCGCCAUGGGCUGCAUCACCUUCCUGGGCGUGGUCCUCUUCUGCUUCGUGCUGCUGUUCGUGUGGAGCCGCGGCCGCGGGCAGCACAAGAACAACUUCUCGGUGGAGUACUCCUUCCGCAAGGUGGAUGGGCCGGCCGCCGCGGCGGGCCAGGGGGGCGCGCGCAAGUUCAACAUGAAGAUGAUCUGAGGGGUCCCCAGGGGCGGACCCUCCCUUCCCUUCUCCUCCCCCGCGGGCCGGCCGCUCGCGUGUCCACCUAUGCAUUUUCCGGAGGGGAAGGGGGAGGCUGCACGGCGCUCCCCAGGCAGAACUUCCCCUUUUUUUGUAGACGCCCAACCGCAGGACUGUUUUUCAUCAGCAUGCGUCUUUUUGCAGUUUCUCAAGCGUUUUCUAAAGAUUUCAACCC